Molecule: messenger RNA, 3183 nt
Organism: Neoarthrinium moseri
Lineage: Eukaryota; Fungi; Ascomycota; Sordariomycetes; Amphisphaeriales; Apiosporaceae
Exons: 7
Coding region: 1-3183 (1060 amino acids)
Molecular function (GO): protein binding
Source: RefSeq, a predicted model, not a curated record
AUGCCUACAUCUACACCACGCGAAACUAAAUCCAAUGGCAGAUUCGCACGGUUCUGUCGUAAAAUUGGCCGAAAGCGCAGCAACUUGGAGACAAGUGAUGUGAUCCGGAGCGAUCAAAUGGCUGUGUCGUCCCAUUUGACCAGAAAUGACAAGCACACCGAUCCUAUCGUGCCAUUCAGCCAGGCUCCUGGUGGUCGCAGAAGCUCCAUUAGCACCCAACACACUGUUGCCGGAGGACACCUGAGCACCGAUGUUGUAAUAAUGCAGGACAACUCGGACACCGACCACAUAGAUGCUGAGUCUCUUGCCCUUGAUAUCUGGAGCGCCGCAUACCGUGAGGCUGUGGAGAACAGCCCUGAUGAGAGGAUACAGAAACUCAUACUUAAGGGCGAAAAUGCUGGACAGCUACUUAGACAACUUGAACACGACGAAGAUGGCUUGGUCGAAAACUCGCUCUUUCGGCGAGGAAUACACUGUUUGAAGACAGUUCAAGAGCCCACUGUUGGCACAGCUUUCGGGGUGCUGAAAAGUGUGACCGCGGUGGCAAUCAGCGUCUCUAGUCUCGACAGACCUUUCGCUCAGCAAAUUGCGAAUAUGCUACGGCAGGUCCCUAUCAUUGACGAAUGCGAUAUAUUGGGGCAGAAACUAGAGAAGAGUGAUGGCAUCCACGACGCAUUGGUUCUCGUAUACACGAAUCUCCUGGACUUUUACGUUGCGGCUUUCGAAACGUUGACAGCGAGUGACUUCAAGUUUGUGAAGGGGGUGAUAGUAGAGAAUCAGCGCAUGCCAGGACUUGUGUCAGAGUUUCUCGACCAUGUGAAGCAACUGAAAAGUCAUAUUGGAAAUGCCACAUUGAGGGUCGUGCAAGAACUCAAGGAUCUCAUAAAGGAUACGCGGAUCGAAACCCUUUUACGUACAGAGAACACCCGAUUACAGGACAGUCUUCACGAUAAGUGGCAACACGAGAAACAGCGAGCUCAAGAGGCCUGCAGCUGGUUUGUCAAUGAACCAUUGUUCCUUGACUGGUUUCACAGCACAAAGUCUGAGCUACUCUUGUUUUGCUGCAAUUUGGGUUCCGGCAAGACUGUGACCAUGUCAUAUGUCAUAGACACAAUCAUCCAGCGCAACCAGAAUGAAUUACCACGGGCUCUGAUUAACUACCACUAUUGCAAAAGCGAUAAUACAGGGGACUCCAUCAAAAUCUAUUCGAAUCUUGUUUUACAGCUCCUGAAUAGGCAAAAGGCCCUCAAGAAGAAUUUCCUCGAGUGGGAACGUGAAGUACGAAGUUUGGGGAUCCAUUCUCCAACGGAUAAUGUGCGAAAGUUGGGUCAAUUCUAUUUAGAUUCCGUUGCCGGGCUCGACCGACCGCUUUUCAUUAUCAUUGAUGGGUUAGACGAAUGCGAUCAGGACUCUCGCGACCAACUUCUUGAACUAUUUCAAGAAAUCUUACAAGGAAAGUCUAGAGUCAAGAUACUUUGCUCAACCCGGCCAAUGCCCAGCAUUCUGAAGAAGCUCGGAAGCAUUGCACAGAUUCGGCACACUCCUGACAAGCACCGAGAUGACAUCCUUGUUGAACAUUUUGUCCGACAAAAAUUGGGAGACAGGGAUCCUGAAGUUCAGGAACUUGUGACAAACAAGUUAUCUGAAAUGGUACAAGGAAGUGCCAUAUGGGUUCAGAUGACAGUGAAAUAUAUUCAAGCCUCUGGAACUCAUGAUUUCUACCAUAUGAGAGAGCUUUUGCGAACCUUACCGCCCCCAGAAGAGCUAUCAACCAUGUACUAUAAAUUGUUCACCAGCUCGAUUCAAGACCAGGGCGAUAAUCGACUCAUCGCUUCUUCUGCGCUGGAAGUACUUGCUGUCUGUUGCAGACCACUGAGCAUCGAUGAACUUGAAUGGGCCGUGGCCAUGGUCACGAGAAAAGACAUAGUUACUGUGGAGGACCUCAGAAAGGCUGUUAAUCCUAAACGAGUUAUGACUCUGAUUGGCCCUUUCAUUGACCAGUUCGACGAGGGAGAUCGGAAAAAACGCCAAAUACGUGUCGUACAUCAAUCAUUGAAAGAGGUUGUGAUACAGAACGAGCCAAUGAGUUGGUCCUCUCAUGAGUACCGACUGUCUCCAGCAGACGAGUCACCCUUCCCACGCAAGGGGCAGCUCGAAGCCAAGAUUUUACAAGGAUGUGUCAGGUAUCUGCUGCUACACGAAAUUGACACCAGGUCAUUGCUCUCAGAGAAAGACCAAGAUAUUGCAACUCUUCGGAGCGCAAUGCCGUUUGGAACUAUGAAUGACAUUGAUGAAGAUGAGGACACCGAGGGUAAAUACAUCGGCGAGGAAACAUUCGACCCAAUGGAUAUCGGCUUCGGCGGUUUCUUUACUUUAUGGCUGUUCCGAGAAGCUAUGUCUCACUGGGAUAAAUCGGAGAACAAGGAACGAGACUUGCUUUUCGCCUUUCUUGUUGGCCUUGCCAGAAAGGUUGUCGACAUUAUGGUCGAAAAGCAAUGGGGCAACGAACUGCUUUGCCAGGUGGCGAAGAUGGGCUGUCUGCCUAUUAUCGAGAUGCUAUUCGACGAGGCUGCCCACAAUGCAGGAUUGAAGGAAGAGUUGCUUCGCGAUCGCAUUCGGGAUCCUCAGGCUCGUCCCGGCGAAUGGGGCACCCACCAGUCAGUCGGCGAGGCCGUUUUGCACAAUCAUGUCAACAUUGUUGUGUUUCUUCUAGAGCAAGAGGGUAUCGAUGCUCACAAGCGGCAUAGCAAUAAGAAUGGAUACAUUGUAUUACAUUUGCUUGCCCGUAACUUGAAUCCGGAGAUGGUGCAGCUUCUGGCAUCACACUUGCAAGAGGACAUCAACCAAGUGGAGAACGAUGAAACAGCUUUGACGAGAAUACUUUUCUCGACGGUUGGUGCUAAAAAUCGUUUCCUUUGUGCGCAAAUACUCCUUCAAGCUGGUGCCGAUCCAGCAAUUCCCGAUAACAGACCUUUCCGGAGGGCUGUCAAGACGAAUGACUAUGACAUGUGCCGUCUCAUGGUUGACAUCGGCCACGCUGACCAUUUAUCUGUCAUGGCUAAGGAUGAGAAAGGACAUUAUUAUCUCAAGGACCAUAUGCAUGACAGGACUUUGGAGCCUGCAAUGAUACGCGACUUAUGUUCUUUAGCUAGACUUGUUCAAGAUCGCCCUCCGAGAUCUUGA